UUUGAAUUCGAGGCGUUGUGUAUCUUUUGCUUCUGCUGCAUGCUCUCUCGUGCCACUUCGGACAGAAGUGUUGCUGGGUGGGGCUGCCCAGACGUGUGACCCUACCUUUGUUCGCAGAGUGUUCGACUUGGCGCAAGCUGCACGGCUCCAUCAAACGUUGGAGGUGGGCCAUGGGCUUCCACACUCUCGUUCUCUGCGUCAAACGUUGGAGGAUGCGAUCCAUAGUGGGCAGUUUGGGUGUGAGGUUAUUCGGACCAUGCAGCAUAUAUUGUUGAAAGGGAAUUCUGCUCGGCAUCAACGCUGGCCUGGGGCAGGUAGCAAGUUCAAAAGGCGCCCCAAGGAGCAGAACCCAUCUCGAGUACCUCUCUGCCUUGACGAGCUCGUCUGCCAGGGACCCAAGGAAGGUCCACCGUUACGGGCUGACGCCCCUUGCUUCUGGCCUGGAGGGGAUGCUCUUCAUCACUCUCCUGCAGGUUUGGUUCUUCGGGAAUUGGGGCACGAUUUGGGGCAUGACGAGGCCGGCGAGGGGUGGGAGGAGCAGGAGCAUUUUCUUUGACGAUUGCGUGGAGCCCUGCGGGGAUGACGACGGCCUGGCGGAGCAGGAGGACAUCAUCGACCUGGUCCAUUACGAGGACGGCGACGCGCCCAUCGGGGUAACCGGCUGGGGGGCUGGGGGAAUGAGCAGGACGACUUCAUUGACGAGAUUCACUACCUCGACAGCGUUGACACGGACAGGCUGGAGGAUACCUCCGACCAGGGCUACGGCGAGGAGGAUACCUUCCGCCUGGGCACGCUGUUUCGGACUUCUCUGCAGGAGCGGUUUCUGAACGACAGAAUGGGGAAGAUGGAGGCCCCGAGGUCCCGAGGCCGACUGUUGAGGCCGAUGGGGGACUUCGAAAACCCAUUCGAGGUGAUGCAGUUCAUGCUAUUGCGCCCGCACACGGGAGUGGGAUAGACAACGAUGCCGUUUUCUGUCACGGUGGACACGUGGUUUUGCUUUCGGAAGGCGAAUAUGAUGAUGUUGAUCCUCUCCUCGAUGAGGUUCUGACUGACCUCUCAGAGAUGGCCCAGGGAAGGUGGAGGCCCCGAGGUCCUGAGGCGGAACGAGUGUGCCGAUGAGGGACUUCGAAAACCCACUUGUGGUCAAGAUGGUGACGACCUGUCAGUGGACAUGUCGCUGUUCUAUGAUUUUGAGCCUGGCGUGGAGGCGUCUCUGAAUGGCGUGUUGGAAUUGCCUGGGAUCACUGCUAGGGAAGAUGGAGGCCCCGAGGUCCUGAGGCCCAGCCAGGGGGCCAAUGAGGGACUUCAAAAACCUACUGGUGCUGCUGAUCUUCAUGGUCACGAUGGGUUUAUACAGUUGGGUCUGGACGAUGGCGAUCUGGAGGGACAGAGGCCUGACACGUCUUUGGUAUGCGAACACGUCUCCCAUAUGUCCUCUCUUUUCGCCUUCAUCGCAGAAGUGGUUGAGACUUUCUCUGAAGAGGCUGUUGCGUCUGUCAGCUUGAGCGGGGAAAGCAGUCCUGGUGUCUCUGGUGUCCCCUCUCGUGGCGACGGCGACGAACCUGGCUCCCCCAAUCUGGACAGCGAUUCCGAGAUUGUGAUUGCUGAUGACGACGACGUUGACGGCUUUGUGCGCUCUUGGGUUGCUGUGCAGGACUUGACUUGCCUCAAGAGCCGAGACGCGAUACACGCCGUCUUAUACCGGUUUGGCCCGUUGGGCCGCGUGUGCAAGGAUCGCAUUCGCACUUUGGUUGGCGAUAUCAUUCUCGAGACGUUCUCGGCGGAGCAGCCGAGCCGCGAGGCCCGUGCAGGCACGGCGGCGAGGCGGGGCGGAGC
Messenger RNA from Prorocentrum cordatum, 1836 nucleotides. NCBI's taxonomy places the organism in Eukaryota, Dinophyceae, Prorocentrales, Prorocentraceae. The record is from the annotation of a GenBank genome assembly.